Diversispora eburnea is the source of this 1173-nucleotide messenger RNA. Lineage: Eukaryota; Fungi; Glomeromycota; Glomeromycetes; Diversisporales; Diversisporaceae. The record is from the annotation of a GenBank genome assembly.
AUGGCGAUAUUAGUAUUAAAUUUUACUACGCAACCUCCAGGAAUUUAUGAAGAAUAUAAAGAGGUUGAAUAUGUUCCGAUACCUGUCCUGGAAUUUUCCGCUGAAUUUAAUUUUAAUAUAGCGUAUUCGAUACCACCUUCGAUAACAUCUUCAGAAACUCGACAUAAUUCAACAUUUACAAAUUUUAAUGAUGGUUUGAAUAAAUAUUAUCUGAGGAGAAAUAAUUUUUAUACAUUACGAAUAUCAAAUAAUCAAAGAAAAACUUUUACAUCCAAUGGUUUAUCUGGUUUACAAAUAAUAAAACCUCAUUAUGAUAAACAAAAUUAUCUUACUACUACCAUCAUGCAUAAUUCAACAUUUUGUAUAAUAAAAGUUGAACCCGCAAGUUUUAUAAUGAAGGUUUUAGAAUUAAUUGGAUUGCUUGGAGGGAUAUGGGUAUUAGCUUCUGGGUUUUACGCGUUAUUAUUUGGGGUAGACAUAAUUCGUCCUUGGGGUCUAAUCCAGACAUACUUAUGUGGUUCAUCUUCUCAAAAUUCAGAAGUUAAAAAGAAUGAUAAUGUUGGUGGCGGUGAAUAUAAUAAUAAACCUAUAAUGAUUCAAUCUCCCAACGCCAGUACAGAUUCUACAACAAUUGCCACCACAUCAUCAAUACUAACAACUCCAACCAAGAAUGUAGAUGAAUAUUUAAGUCAAACAGGUUUAGGAUAUAUAUCAGGUAGAUCAAUUAGAUCAGGUUGUUCUUCAGCUCCUAUCAGUUUAGUAAAUGCAUUCGAUAUUAGAGAACUAGAAAUUUUAAUUCAAUCAGUUAAUUCUAUUGAACCUUUUAAAAUUGAAUUUCAAGAAUUAGAUUAUUUUUUAUUUGGUAAAUCAAGUUCCACUGUUUGGUUAAAACCUAAAACUGAACCAAAUGUGGAGAAGAAGGAAAAGGAAUCAAAUUUUGGAUUUCAAGAAUUUGAUGAUCUGAUAAAGGUUGGAAGUAAAGGAUUCGAACCACAUUUAUCAUUAGCACAAGAAGCCAUUAAAAAAUUUUCCAAAAUUUUCUCAAAUGAACCAAUCAAAUUUGAAUUAAAAGAAAUUUAUUGGAUUACACGUGAAGGUUAUAAUGAUCCAUUUAAGAUUUUUGCAAAGAUUGGGUUGGGUAAAGAUGGAAUUGCUGUAAUUGAAAAGAAAUAA